Messenger RNA from Abrus precatorius (Indian licorice), 3395 nucleotides. RefSeq names its product protein TIC110, chloroplastic-like. The transcript is spliced from 15 exons. The record is from RefSeq and is a predicted model, not a curated record. Gene Ontology annotation, biological process: protein import into chloroplast stroma. The coding region runs from base 156 to 3128 and encodes 990 amino acids. Gene Ontology annotation, cellular component: TOC-TIC supercomplex I. Lineage: Eukaryota; Viridiplantae; Streptophyta; Magnoliopsida; Fabales; Fabaceae.
AGCACGAGGAAAUGGAAUAGCCCAACAAGUAACAACGACGUUAUCUGUAAUCUGUCUACUCUCAAUCUUCUUCAUUCAUUUUCGUUAAACCCUAUAACCACUCUACUCACUGCACUCUGCACCCUCUUUACGACGUCGUUUAAGAGGGAACAGCCAUGAACCCUUCCACACUCACCUCUUCUCACACACACCGUUCCCUCUUACUACCCUCUCCCUCUCCCUUCCUCACCAAACGGCGUCGUUUCAGGGUCUCCCUCCCUCGCUGUUCCUCCGACGCCGCCUCCUCUUCACCGCCGGAAAGGACUCCGAAGGACCUCAAGGGAAUUGAGGUCCUCGUCGACAAAUUGUCGCCGCCGGUGAGGCUUGCCACCUCCGCCGUCAUCGUUGCCGGCGCCGUGGCCGCCGGCUACGGUCUUGGCUCUCGGUUCCGCGGCAGCCGCUACGCUGCACUUGGAGGCGCCGUGGCUAUCGGUGCCGCAGGCGGCGCGGCCGCGUAUGCUUUGAAUGCGUCUGCUCCGCAAGUUGCAGCCGUGAAUUUGCACAACUACGUGGCAGCGUUCGACGAUCCUUCCAAAUUGAAGAAGGAAGACAUUGAGGCCAUUGCCAAUAAGUAUGGUGUGAACAAGCAAGAUGAAGCAUUUAAAGCUGAGAUUUGUGAUAUAUAUUCUGAGUUUGUAUCUUCUGUGCUUCCUCCUGGUGUUGAGGAACUUAAAGGUGAUGAGGUUGAUAGGAUCGUCAGCUUCAAAAAUUCUUUGGGAAUUGAUGAUCCAGAUGCUGCUGGUAUGCACAUGGAGAUUGGUAGGAAAAUUUUCAGGCAAAGGCUGGAAGUUGGGGAUCGUGACGCAGAUGUUGAGCAACGCCGGGCAUUUCAAAAGUUGAUAUAUGUGUCAAAUCUUGUAUUUGGAGAUGCUUCAUCUUUCCUUCUACCUUGGAAGCGUGUCUUCAAGAUCACUGAUUCCCAGAUUGAAGUAGCUAUACGUGACAAUGCACAGCAACUGUAUGCUUCCAAGCUGAAAUCGAUUGGCAGAGAUAUUGAUGCAGAACAACUAGUUAAACUAAGAGAAGCACAGUGUUUAUGUCGCCUUUCUGAUGAGCUUGCUGAGAACUUGUUUCGAGAGCAUGCAAGGAAAUUGAUUGAGGAAAAUAUUUCAGUGGCAAUUGGGAUCCUUAAAUCUCGCACCAGAGCAGUUCCUGGAGUCAGCCAAGCAGUUCAGGAGCUUGAUAGGGUAUUGGCAUUUAAUAAUUUACUCAUCUCAUUUAAGAAUCAUCCAGAUGUCAAUCACUUUGCUCGUGGUGUUGGUCCUAUUUCUUUAGUGGGUGGUGAGUAUGAUGGUGACAGAAGGAUUGAGGACUUGAAAAUACUUUACAGGGCAUAUGUUUCAGAUGCUUUGUCUGAUGGGCGUAUGGAAGAUAAUAAGCUUGCUGCACUAAAUCAGUUAAGAAAUAUAUUUGGACUGGGUAAACGUGAAGCAGAAUCCAUUUCACUUGAUGUUACAUCGAAGGUAUAUCGCAAAAGACUUGCACAGGCUGUUUCAGAUGGUGAAUUAGAAAUGGCAGAUAGUAAGGCAGCCUUCCUUCAAAAUCUCUGUGAUGAACUUCAUUUUGAUGCACAAAAGGCCAGUGAACUUCAUGAAGAAAUUUACCGGCAAAAGCUUCAGCAAUGCUUAACUGAUGGGGAGCUCAAUGAUGAUGAUGUUGCUGCAUUGUUAAGGUUGCGUGUGAUGCUCUGUAUACCUCAGCAGACUGUUGAAGCAGCUCAUUCAGAUAUCUGUGGCAGUUUGUUUGAAAAGAGUGUCAAUGAUGCAAUUGCAUCAGGGGUUGAUGGAUACGAUGCUGAAAUCAAGAAAUCAGUAAGAAAAGCGGCACAUGGCUUGCGACUAACCAGGGAAACUGCUAUGUCUAUUGCAAGCAAGGCGGUAAGGAAGAUAUUUAUUAAUUUCAUAAAACGUGCACGGGCAGCUGGAAAUCGAACAGAGUCUGCAAAAGAACUGAAGAAGAUGAUAGCUUUCAACACCUUGGUUGUAACUGAGUUGGUGGCAGACAUUAAAGGGGAGUCAGCUGAUGUUUCAACUGAAGAACCUGUCAAAGAGGACAUUACACAAACUGAAGAUGAAGAAUGGGAAUCACUUCAGACACUCAGGAAAAUAAGACCAAACAAAGAACUUACGGAAAAGUUGGGAAAGCCUGGUCAGACGGAAAUUACUCUUAAAGAUGACCUACCAGAACGGGAUAGGACUGAUCUCUACAAGAUAUACUUGCUUUUCUGUCUGACUGGUGAAGUGAAAAGGAUUCCAUUUGGUGCCCAGAUCACUACAAAGAGGGAUGAUUCUGAGUAUCUUCUUCUAAAUCAGCUUGGUGGGAUCCUGGGAUUGAGUGGUAAAGAAAUAGUGGAAGUACAUAGGAGUCUAGCCGAGCAAGCUUUUAGGCAACAAGCUGAGGUAAUUUUAGCUGAUGGACAGUUGACAAAGGCCAGGGUGGAGCAGCUUAGUAAUCUCCAGAAGCAAGUAGGCUUACCUCAAGAAUAUGCUCAGAAAAUAAUCAAAAGUAUAACCACUACAAAAAUGGCAGCUGCCAUUGAAACUGCUGUAACUCAAGGGAGGCUGAAUAUAAAGCAAAUUAGAGAACUUAAGGAAGCCAGUGUUGAUUUAGACAGUAUGGUAUCUGAGAACUUGAGAGAGAUCCUCUUCAAAAAAACUGUAGAUGAUAUUUUCUCAUCCGGUACUGGAGAGUUUGAUGAGGAGGAAGUAUAUGAAAAAAUCCCAUCAGACCUCAACAUUAACAAAGAGAAAGCAAUAAGUGUUGUUCAUGAGCUUGCCAAGACUAGACUAUCUAACUCACUUGUUCAAGCCAUCUCAUUAUUAAGACAGAGAAAUCGCGAAGGCGUGAUUUCUUCACUGAAUGACUUGCUGGCUUGUGACAAAGCUGUACCCUCACAGAUGCUUUCAUGGGAAGUGCCAGAGGAGCUUGCUGAUCUAUACAGCAUAUAUUCGAAGAGUGAUCCAACUCCUGAGAAAUUGUCUCGGUUGCAGUAUCUGUUGGGUAUAAAUGAUUCCACGGCUGCUGCUCUUCAAGAGAUGGGAGAUAGAUUACUCAAUAUUACUGCAGAGGAAGAGAAUUUUGUAUUCUAGUCCUGUAAUAAAAUGUUUGGCAUUAGGCAUAUUGGAGAGGCCGCAAGUCUCCUUUUUGCCAUUUUUUAUUUGCCAUUUUGUUUUGCGGUAAAAGAAAAACAUUAUCAUGAUACAUAAUUCUUGGAGUAGAGGUGAGUGCAGGGUAAGACGCCGAAAUCUCUGAUAUUAUUUGUAUGUGACAGUUGAAUUAAUCAAUUGCUAUUUUGUAUGAAUGAAAAUAAGUUCUUGUAGUUAUGAUUACAGAACUUGGGAAGAUUUCAUCACCAU